Medioppia subpectinata is the source of this 2377-nucleotide messenger RNA. The record is from the annotation of a GenBank genome assembly. NCBI's taxonomy places the organism in Eukaryota, Metazoa, Arthropoda, Arachnida, Sarcoptiformes, Oppiidae.
AUGACACCAUCGGAUCGUUUAGAGAAAUCAGUUAACUGCAAGAUCUCAACGCAAGGAAUUAAAAUCUUAGUGAAAGCCUUUCGAGAUAACGAUUCUGUGGACGAAGAAUCCAUUCAAUACGAACUCUAUAUGAAUAGGUUUGAAGGAAUGAUGAAAAUUGUAUGCAUUAGUGAAGAGCAACUGUUUGUCGUGAGAUUCGUUGAAAGACCCGAUUUUAAGGCUAGUUUGAAACAAGUUAAAGGUCUUCACAAUCAAAAUCAGAAAUCAGAGCACAAGAUCUCUGAGGACGCGAUUAUCAACGCUAUAAUAAACACAAUCACCAAAACUGUUGUCGAUUUGUGUCUUUCUGGUUAUCAGGACUUCCCUCCAUUCAAACGAUCCGAUCAACAAAACAAUAUUGGUUUAAAUAAAUCGUCGCCCCAAAAAUCAAUUGAACGCAAACUGUUUGUCAAAGUUGUCAAAGCAAAUGGUCUGACUGUUAAUAACAAAGGUAUACACUCGCCGUACUGUGUGAUAGAGGUGGACGAGCCCUCACAACAGGCCCACACCUCCACCAUCAAGAAUACGUCGAGUCCUUCGCCCCAAAAAUCAAUUGAACGCAAACUGUUUGUCAAAGUUGUCAAAGCAAAUGGUCUGACUGUUAAUAACAAAGAUAAAUUCUUGGGUUUAGGAAUAGUAAGUGUCGAGGAAUUGAAACGAAAUCCCAGUCAGAAUCAAGUGUUGAAACUACAGUCGCGGCCGUUAGAGACCGGACAACAAAUAUCUGGAUCACUAUCGGUGGAAUUCCUAUUCAUCGAACACAGUAGCGAUUCUUCUGACUGUAAUUCCUCUAACUCUACACCACUCACGGGUUCGCCGAAGAAUACAGGCCUCGAAUACAUUGAACAGAAUAUACUUAAGCCAAACGGAUCUGUUAUGAAGAAUAACGAAGUGCCGAUUAUAGUGAGCAGUGAUGCGGACGAGGAGUGCAGCCAAUUAGAGACAAUACCCCAUACAGUGUUGGAUGUGAUUGAAGAGCAAAAUAAUAGUUGUGCGACUGUUUCGCAAACUAUGUCUUCGACACUUAACGUUCUGUUGCCAAGGCUAGCUUUGGGUAAAGAGCACUCUGUGUUAGGAAUUGAUAGCAAUAGCGAUAGCAAUGAUAGCGAUGAGAGCGAUGCUCGCAGUGAUGGCAGUGAUGCCAGCGAUCACACUAUCACUGAUCCCCAAAACAUUUAUAUAAUGGAAGAUUUACUCCAAAAUGAUAGUCAAGCAUCGGACAACGGCGGGGGCAGUGAGGGGUACGGGACGGGUCGGGGCACACCUGACGAGCCGUCCAUUAAUGAGGGAAGUUUUGUCUCAUCAAACAACUCGACUGUUGAACACAAGAACAGUCGGUCGCGCACUAAAGAGCCCCGAUCUAUCAUAAAGGCAAUCAGGAAGAGGUUUAGUUUCAAUAAGAAUCGGUCGAAAUCGAUGGAAAUCCGCACGAAUAAGGAGUGCGAGGGAACCGGCAGUCGUGACAGCUCUGUCAGUAGCGCCACAUCGAGUAGAGCCCGAUCUAUGCCCGGCUCGAGAGAGCCGUCGGCGCCCAAAGACGUGUUGCAUAAUUUGGCCGCUCGUGAGGAAAGACAUAAAACUAAUAGCUAUAGUAAUAUAAGCGAUAUAAGCGGUUACUCUACCCGUACUUUCAUACACGAAAAGUCGACACUUAUUGUGGAGGCGAAUGAAAGCGGAUCUCUUAAAUCCAUCACAUGUCAGGUCUGUGACAAACUUUUCUCAAGAAGACCAGGAAAGCAAGGCUAUCAGUGCAGAGGUAAUCAUAAAACACUAAACGACAGCAUUGAGAACAAAGACUCAAUUUUGGUCACAAAUCACGACAAAAGCGGAAACAAUAGCACAGAUGCAAACAAUGAGACCAUUGAUUACCGAAAGGUUAUCAAACAAUUGCCGACUACUAUAAGCUUGAAACAUGUUAAAGAAUCGAUGGAUAAGGACACGGCGUGUUGUAUGUUAGGCCAGAUAGCGGGUGAUAAGGGCUAUCACUGCCACGCGAUGUUCUAUGGCUUCAAUAUAUUGGAGCGAAACACGAAUCGCGCCCACAAUCAGAAACUACCCUUUUAUGGAAGAGAUAAAAUGCCUCAUUUUGGCGAAAAAUUGAUGCUUAAAUUUGAGAAAUGUUUGACCAAAAAGGGCCACAUUUUCAAUAAGUGCUGUCAUUGGGCGGCCAAUGAUAGGCAGAAUUUGUUGAAUCCUCAAUACAAUACAUUACAACACUAUUUAUAUAAUCGCCAACAACGUGGUGGAAAUUUGUAGCUAAAUUUUAAGUCAAUCAUGUAUUUAACCACACAAUUAAAAUCAUUUUUAUAUAAAUCUUAAUUAACGUUAAUAUAAACAG